AUGGCUGACGUUGAUAUUCAGAACUUGUCCUUAAACAGGACCACUUCCAAUUCGUCUUCCGUCUUAAGUUUGAAGCGUGGCUACAUCAAUAGUCCAUUUUCUGGUAAGAAAGCUCAGUAUGAUCAAGUUUUGGACAUCUUGGACAACACUGGCUUCAUUCCUGAAUCUUUGAUUGAGUCAGAAGCUCGCUGGUUCUACGACCAUUUGGGAAUUGAUGAUGUGUUCUUUGCCAGAGAAUCUGCUGAAGAAAUUGCUGGUCACAUCCACGCCUUGUACUCGUGUAAGGUCCAGGCUUACGCCUCAGACGUUUCUGAUGAUUCACUCAUCCAUUACAAGAGGGAGGGUGAUGACCACGCAGUGUUCUUUGACACCACAGCGCUUCUGAAUUCGUCAUACAAGCGGAAUCGUUUUGAGGAAAAGGUUGAUGACAAGUACAUUGAUCCUUCUUACAAAUUGACCGACACCAGUUACAGAGCCGAGUAUUUCACUGCUCCUCUCAACUACUCUGCUGAUGCCAUCUUGUCGGGUGUUUUUGAAAAGUCCCAGAAUCAAAAGAUGAAGGACCAACUUUUCAGAUGUUACUUUGUGUACAAGAACAAUUACAAGCACAAGGAUGUUUCCCCCGAAGAAACCGAUAUCAACAAAAUUGGUGACACUACAUUCUUGCAGAUUGCUUCUCCCAACACUAAGCAAAUAUACUCGGAUAUCAUCAAAAAGGUGGUGGUUACCACGGGUCCAGUGAUCAAGCACUACCCUCUCGAAGACUCCGACGAGUUCAGAGUGGUGAUUGGUUACAAACAGAAAACUUCUGCCAGAUACAAUUCUGCUUUGAGUGAUUUGGCCAACUACUACAAGUUGCAAACUACUCGUAAGUACGUGGAACAGUUUGCCAACGGAGUCACCAUCAUUUCCAUGUAUGUGACCUCCAAGUUCAAGAAAUCGCCAGCCGAUUUGUCCAUCUACCAAGUCAUCAAGGAGGCAUCUUUGUUGUACUGCAUUCCUCACAACUUUUUCCACGACAGAUUUACCAAGGGUGAAUUGUCGUUGCAGGAGAGUAUCUAUGCUCAAUCUGGUGUGAUCUUUGUCACCCAUUUUUUGAAUAGAUUGGGUCCUGAAUACUCGAAGCUUACCUCGCUUCUUGAUCCUUCCAAAUCGACCCAACACGCCGAGGUCUUGAGCAGCUUGAAGAAGCGUUUGAGAUCUGAGACUUACACUCAGAAAUACAUUCAAGAGGUGUUUGACGUCAGACGUGACAUUGUUAGAAAGUUGUACCGCCUGUUCGCCGACGUACACUACAUUCGCUCGUCAAUGGAAAAAACCUUGUCGUACCAAAGAUUGUCGCAAAUCACUCCUGUUGGUUCAGAUGAAGAGUUUGAACAUCUUUUGAACCGAGAGUGUUCUCAGAACGAACACCAUGUGCUUGUAUUGAGAGCUUUGCACAUGUUCAACAAGUCCAUUUUGAAGACCAACUUUUACACUUCUACCAAGGUUGCCCUUUCGUUCAGAUUGGACCCUGCUUUCUUGCCCACUUCUGAAUAUCCUGAUAAACCUUAUGGUAUGUUCUUUGUUGUUGGAAGCGACUUCCGUGGUUUCCACAUUAGAUUCAGAGACAUUGCUAGAGGAGGUAUCAGAAUUGUUCGCUCUCGUUCAGAAGAUGCCUACAAUGUCAACUGCAGAAGUCUCUUUGAUGAAAAUUACAACUUGGCAAGUACUCAGCAAAAGAAAAAUAAGGAUAUUCCUGAAGGUGGGUCGAAGGGUGUUAUCUUGUUAGAUCACGGUGUUGCUCAAGAAAGACCCAGAGCAUGCUUUGAGAAAUACAUUGAUGCUUUGAUCGACUUGUUGUUGAAGCAAAAUAUUCCAGAUGUCAAAGAUGCCUAUGUUGAUUUGUACAACAAGCCCGAAAUUUUGUUUUUGGGUCCUGACGAGGGUACUGCCCACUAUGUGGAUUGGGCCACUCAACAUGCUCGUGGAAGAGGUGCACCAUGGUGGAGAUCUUUCCUCACUGGUAAGAGUCCCCAAUUGGGAGGCAUUCCUCACGAUGAGUACGGUAUGACCACUCUUUCAGUCAGAGCGUACGUGAACAAGAUAUACGAGAAGCUCAACAUUGACAAUGCUACAGUCCGUAAGAUUCAGACCGGAGGCCCAGAUGGUGACUUGGGAAGUAAUGAGAUCUUGCUUUCCAGAGACGAAAAGUAUGUUGGAAUUGUUGAUGGUUCUGGUGUUCUUGGUGAUCCAAAUGGUCUUGACAAAGCUGAACUUUUGAGGCUUGCAAAGGAGAGAAAGAUGAUCGAUAACUACGACAAAUCCAAGCUCUCUUCUGAAGGUUACGUGGUGUUGGUAGAUGACGUUGAUGUCCGCUUGCCAAAUGGAAUAACGGUUGGAAAUGGAACCACGUUCAGAAACACAUUCCACUUGAAAAUCAAGGAAAUGUAUGGACUCAGCGGUGUCGAUUUGUUUGUUCCUUGUGGUGGUCGUCCAGCUGCUAUUGACACCAACAACAUCCAUGAAUUGAUCGACGAGAAGACCGGUAAGUCAGUUGUUCCUUACUUUGUUGAAGGUGCCAACUUGUUUAUCACCCAAUCCGCCAAGCUCAUUUUGGAGGCGGCAGGAUGUAUCAUUUUCAAGGAUGCUUCAACCAAUAAGGGAGGUGUAACGUCUUCUUCGUUGGAGGUUUUGGCCGCUUUAUCUCUUGAAGACAAUGAGUUUUUGGAGAACAUGUGUGUGGAUUCGUCUGGAACCAAGCCACAGUUUUACGAGCAUUAUGUCAAGGAUGUACAAGACAAAAUUGUGGCUAAUGCCCAGGCUGAGUUUGAGGUGUUGUGGGCGUUGAAGAAGGAGACGGGCACGCCAAUCACAGUGCUUUCCGACCAGUUGUCGUUGGCAAUUAACAAACUUGCUGACGAAUUGGCCAACUCCAAAGAAUUGUGGAACGACGAUGUCGAGUUCAGAAACGCUGUGUUGGUUGACUCGUUGCCUCCUUUGCUUCUUAAGGCCGUUGGAAUUGAAAAGAUUAUUCUGCGUGUUCCUGAGGCUUACUUGCGGGCACUUUUUGCAACCCAUUUGGCGUCGCGGUUUGUGUACACCAGAGGUAUCGAUUCCAACCCUGCCAAGUUUUUGGAAUUCAUCUCUUCCACCAGAAGAGAGUUUGUUAAAAAAGGUAUCCUUAAUUGA
Messenger RNA from Meyerozyma guilliermondii ATCC 6260, 3171 nucleotides. It is a transcript of the gene GDH2, whose product is annotated as glutamate dehydrogenase (NAD(+)). Bases 1 to 3171 code for a protein of 1056 amino acids. Gene Ontology annotation, cellular component: mitochondrion. Lineage: Eukaryota; Fungi; Ascomycota; Pichiomycetes; Serinales; Debaryomycetaceae. The transcript has a single exon. The record is from RefSeq and is a predicted model, not a curated record. Gene Ontology annotation, molecular function: L-glutamate dehydrogenase (NAD+) activity.